Messenger RNA from Tetranychus urticae (two-spotted spider mite), 2740 nucleotides. Its product is annotated as chitin deacetylase 8. Lineage: Eukaryota; Metazoa; Arthropoda; Arachnida; Trombidiformes; Tetranychidae. The record is from RefSeq and is a predicted model, not a curated record. Gene Ontology annotation, biological process: carbohydrate metabolic process. Gene Ontology annotation, molecular function: chitin binding. Gene Ontology annotation, cellular component: extracellular region.
UGUCCCAAGCAAAAUGUUAUUAGUCCUUUCCAGUUGCUGCCCAGUACGGAAUAACAUUAAAUUCAUUUCAAUUUAGUGGUUUUCCAAAUUUAUUUGCUUGUCAGUUUCUUCCUGUAUCAUCAUCGCCAUCAUAAUCAUCGCCAGCUUUCUUUGUCCCAAUAUUAAACAAAAAACUUGAGGGAAUAAAGUUAACAUUGUAUCAUCAAAACCAUCACCAAAAUAUUCACAAAAGCUGUGAAUGUAACCUUUUUAUUUUUGUGGUAAAACAAAGACACAAACAAUUAUACAUACCUUUUGGACAAAAAACUAGUUAUUCCAAGCUAAUUUGCCAGCAGCAACCACAGUCCCAUGGCUGUACGAUAAACAAGGAUUUAAUUUGUAAUUAAAAGUUGAUUUUAAAAACGACAAUAAUUUAAGUUAAACUAAAUCCAAUCUUUUCAUUCGACUGUGAACAACUGCCAAGAAAUGAAAACUGCCAUAUUUCUUAUUCUUGUCACAUUACUCAUCGGUCAAACAUGGGGACAAGGUCGACGAGCACCACAAUCUGGUAGUCAACCAAAUAGUCGUCGAUCUCAAGUUCCAUCACCACCUUCAUCGACCCCUGCACCGCCUCCAUCACGAGGAGUUUCACGUAAUAAACCCGAGGAACCAGAGGAAAGUGAAGAUGGCGAUGAUCAAGCUCCAUUUGCUUGUCCAAGAUCAGAUGGACUUUACGCUGAUCCCAGUAAUUGUAAAAGAUUUUACCUUUGCGGUGCUUACCAUGCAUACUCACAAGCCUGUCCACCUUCACUUUAUUUUGAUGACAAGCUUAAAUUUUGUACUUUUAAAACUGCUUCCUUGAUUUGUGGUCCAGUUGAAGAAGAUCCAGAAGAAAAAUUUUCAACAAAUCAAGAAAAAUUGACCAUUUGUAAUAAGCAAACUUGUCAGCUUCCAAAUUGUUUUUGCUCUGAUGAAGGAACAACCAUUCCAGGAUCAUUGCCAGUAUCACAAGUUCCUCAAUUUAUUCUGCUCAGUUUCAGUGGAGCUGUUAAUGAACUUGUCUUUGAUCCUUACAAGAAGAUUCUUGGUUACAGUGGCAAAUAUUCAACCGCCCAAUCAAGGAAUAAUCCAAAUGGAUGUGGAAUCAAAUCAACCUUUUUCAUCAAUCAUGAAUAUGCCAAUUAUGCAGAAAUUCAAUGGCUCGCUGCACAGGGACACGAAAUUGGACUUCAUACAAUCACUCAUAGAACACCCGAAACAUGGUGGACUGAUCGUGCCAACUAUUCUCAAUGGGCUGAAGAAGUUAUUGGAAUGAGAGAAAUACUUCUUAAAUUUGCCAAUGGAGGAGUUACCACAAACGGAGUCCUUACAAGGGACAAUAUUGUCGGCCAUCGUGGACCUUACUUUAAACCUGGUGGCGAUGCAAUGUUUGAAAUGUUACAUGAUUUUGGUUUAAUGUACGACUCUACGAUUGUUGCUCCUCGAAGUCCUGUACCCAUUUGGCCCUUCACAUUUGAUCAUCGUCAACCAUUUGACUGUUCAAACAAUGCUGCCAACAAUAAUAAUGGAGGCAAUGGUCAAUCUGGAAGUUCAUCUUCUGAAGGAAGAGCAGACAUUCUUAAUUCUGAUGGACGAAAUGGACGAGGACCACCACCAGGAACUCCUCAAAGGCAGAAACGAUCAACUCAUCUUUUGGAUAGAUCCAAACGUUCCUCACCUUAUCUUGGUCGGCCUCUUAAAUGUCCAACCAAAGCUUAUCCAGGACUCUGGGAAAUUCCAAUCAACCCAUAUUUCAAUGAAUUUAAUACAUGUCAUCACUUGGAUCAAUGUGUUUUCCCAUCGGCUGAUGAAACAGAUGAUGGAUCAGACAUAGUCGACUUCCUAACAGACAACUUUAAUCGCCAUUAUUCAACUAAUCGUGCACCAUUCCAAUUGAAUUUCCAUGUUACCUGGUUCACCUCUAAAACCAAGGUUCGAGCCUUGAACAAAUUUAUCGAGCAAACAUUAAAGGACCACAAGGAUGUUUACUUUGUCACCUUCCAACAAUUGAUUUCCUGGAUGAAAGAUCCUCAACCUUUGGGCACUUGGAGUCCUAAAUGUGAAGAGCCAAAGUCUGGAGCCUGUAAUCGUCCCCAUACUUGUGUCGUUAAACACUAUCUCGAUAAGAAUGGUGAAGCAGCUACAGCUGAUGAAGCUGUUCGAUCAGACACUCGAUAUAUGCCAAUUUGCCAUCCAACCUCGUGCCCAUCUCAAUAUCCAUGGUAUGGUAACCAUGCUGGCUCUACUCGUAAUUUCAAAACAAUUAUGGCUUUAGUCGAUGAAGCACUUGGAGCUGAUGGAAACGAUAAUAAUAACAAUAGCUCAAAUAAUAACUCAACACAAUCAGCUUAAUUAAAUUUGAUUUUUUUGUUUAGACAAAACUACAGCACACGAUUACAAUUGAUGUAUGAAGAUGAUUGACUAGUAAAAAAGUUCUUCGCUAUAGACUGUUAAAUUUUCCGUCGAUACUUGAAACUCAGUGCAUUAGAUGCUUGACUUUCUCAAAUAAUUACCUGAUGCUGAUCAUAAACAAUCAAUGUUAUUGGAUCACCAUUUUGGGUACGAAUUUUAAAAAACAAACUCAAUAUUUUCUUGUAAUUUUUCAUUCUUAUACACACUUCAUGAUCACUUCAUUGAUCAUUGUUUUUUUUAUAAAAACUAUUUUUUAUAGUUUUCAUUCACCUUCUAUUUAAUUACAAAUAAAAACAAUAAUUAGUUAUAA